AUGAGCCCCAACCAUUACACAUCAUUACAGGUAGUGAUCCUGGACGAGCCAACAUCAGGACUGGACCGCGAGGCUCGCCGAAUUAUCUGCGACAUCCUCCAGGAAGAGAAACGAGAUCGAACGAUUCUUUUGACGACCCAUGACAUGGAAGAAGCCGAUGUGCUGGGGGAUCGCAUCGCAAUAAUGGCCCACGGUCGACUGCAAUGCUUCGGAUCCUCCAUGUUCCUCAAGAAGCACUACGGGAGCGGCUACACCUUAAAGGUCACAAGGACACCGGACUUUCAAGAACAGGAAGUCCUUUCCCUUUUGCAAAAAUCCUGCCCAGAAGCAGAGCUAAAGAGCAGCCCAGGUAGCGAAGCAAGUUACCGGCUGCCCUCCUCCAUGGCGCAAGUGUUUCCUUUUGUCCUUGAAACCCUGGAGAAAUCCAAAGCCCAGCUUGGCAUCGGAAGCUUCUGCAUCUCCGUCACUACCCUCGAAGAUGUCUUUCUCAGAGUAGGGGAGGGAGCAGACGCUGAUGGAGGCAUCAAGCAGUCUCGAACCGGUCACACAGACAUCCAUCAUGCCAGCACCUCCAGGUUGAUCGCGAUGUAUGGAAAGAAGAGGAGCAUUUCCCUCUUUGUCCUACAAUUCAAGGCCCUUCUCACAAAAAAGUUAAUUUACAUCUCUCGAAAGUGGAAACUAAUGAUCGUCCUGGCCAUCAUACUUCUGGGGUUGGCCCUUGGAGCUCAGUUCUUCGUUAAAGCCUUCACGGCCUCAAAUCCCAUGUUCAACACGUUGGAUAUGAAAGUUGACAUCUACGGGAAUACCUUUGUCCCAUAUGAAGUCUUGCCUGGUCUCGAUGAUAAACUCAUGAAAUGCUUUCUCGAUGGAUUGCCGGGUAUCAGCUCGCCUGAGACGUCAAUGGGACAGAACUUCCUCCAGUACUUGUUGAAAAUCGGGACAGAAGAUUGGCUGAAGUACCAAUCCCAGUAUGUCAUCGGCGGAUCCCUAUCCAGGAAGGAAAGGAUGAUAAAUUGGACGCAAACUUUCACAGCCUUCUAUCAGACCGCCCCGCUUCAUAGCAGCGGGAUCGCCGUGAAUCACAUGAGCGACGCCAUGGCGAAGUUCAUCCUCGGGAGGGAGCAUUCUAUCCUUGCGUACAACCAGCCUCUCCCAGACAGCUUCAGGGGCACAUUGGACGACGCGAUCUCAAGUUUUCAGGAGAAAACUUCAGAUCGCUUGUGGGAAGGUUCUGACGAGAGUACUGCUUCAGCCUUGACAUUCGCCACCUUUCUCUGCCUGGGGAUGUCCCUCUUCGCCAGUUCCUUCGCCCUCUUCCCCGCGGAGGAGAACGAGUCUACCGCCAAGCAACUCCAACUCAUGACCGGGGUGCGGCCGGAGUGGUACUGGGUGGCGAACUUGAUGGGAGAUGGGGUCGUCUUCCUCGUCGUUUCUGCCUUUGUCGUUGGGAUCAUGGGCGGAGUCGAUGCCGACGACAUCUUUGCAGAUAGUUAUGGAGGUCUUGGUUCCUUGGUCUGUUUGCUGCUGAUGUACGGCUUCGCCGCCCUUCCCUUCGCCUACGUCUUCAGCUUCGGCUUCAAGAAUAGCGGGGCGGCAUUCACCGUCCAUGCGCUCGUGAAUACCUUCCUCGGGGCGUCGUUAUUGACAGUCGGAUUGCUUUACGAGUACGAUUCCCGUACAUUCCCGGGGAUCCGCAAGGCCCUCGGGAGCGGGUUCCCGCUGAUCGUCAAGGCCCCCGGGAGCCUGUUCCCGCUUUUCGGUUUCGGACACGGGAUCGUCAACCUCAUACACCUGGCCAACAAUAACGGGCGAUGUGAGGCCAUUGGAUACAAUGUCAGGAGCUUUUUGUGUUCCACGCCCAACUUAACCGAAUAUGCUACCCUCUCCGUUUGUUGCGGGGAAGAGAAGAACAUUCCCCCCCUCCCCAGGGGUGGAUUUGGAAUCAGGUGGACGUCCCUCCUGGUGGAAAUCAAACAAGGUGGACGUCCUCCUGGUUCCAAAUCAACUGUAGAGGAGAGGGAUGCCUAG
Darwinula stevensoni is the source of this 2028-nucleotide messenger RNA. The record is from the annotation of a GenBank genome assembly. NCBI's taxonomy places the organism in Eukaryota, Metazoa, Arthropoda, Ostracoda, Podocopida, Darwinulidae.